AUGGCAAUGCGUCCUGCGCUUCACUGUACUAAACCUGUUUACUUACUGCAUGUAUCAUGCUCUGAACAAUAUGGCAUGUCACGACAGCGAGCCAACGAAAAACGAUCACCUUUUAAGAACAAAACUACCUCACGACCAACUAAUAUAAGACCAUACAUCACAGAAUCACAAUCCAACAGCGCAGAAAGAUGGAGUGGGCGCGCUCCAGAGCACAAUAUGGCUCUCCAACAGAUUUUAAAACUUCAAGAAGCAAGAGCUUUACACAAGACUUCGCUACUGCCAAUAUAUAAGAAGAAUGGCCUGCCAUCGCCAACUGGAGGCAGCUAUGACAAAUCUGAAAAGAGACCUGAAUAUCAUGACCCCAGCGUUUUCGAACAAUCAAAAUUAGAAACAGAGUUCAGAAAAUUAAUGGAACAAUCAGGCAAAGAUAUGCGUAAUGAGGAGUCUUUAAAAUAUCUUCAACAUAUGAUGGAGGCAAAACAACACUAUGACUAUUUAAAAAGUAUUCAAGACAGGGAUAGAAGGUGUAUUGAAGAAAAAACUGAAGUAAAAAGGGAAGUCACUUCGCCAAGUCAGGAUAAAUCUUCUCCAGUACAUGAAUCAUCUCCCCAUAGAGUAUCAUCAGCUGAAGUAUCUCCUACUCAUAGUAUCCGCUUAUCAACUUCAUCAAGUCCUCUUUCAACAACUAGUCCCAUUAACUCAUCUCCUUUGAGUCACUUACAAAACAUGCAACCAUUUGACUUCCGUAAACAUAGAACAACUGAGAACAACAUUAAGGAAGAUAGUAGAAAACCUUAUGAACUAGCAUCUGCAGAUAAGUCUACAAUGGAUUUAGUAAGAAGUCAAUUUUUCAAUUUUCCUCUACCUUCAAACUUACCAAUUCCACCUAUGUCAAUACCUUCAACGUUUAAUCAUCAAGCUGCAAUGGUGGCCGCUCUUAGCCAAAAUCCAAUGGGAUUAGCUUCACUUCAAGCUUUACUACCUCAAAUGUCUACAAAAGCUACAGAACCUUCAGAAAACAAAGCUAGUAACAACGGCAAGAGAUCUGAUGUUUCAAAACCCGAGGACGAUAAUGUUCUGAAUUUAAGUAAAGAUGCUUAUGGAGAAGCUGCUCACAAUUCUAGGAAUAUGAUGUUAGGUAAAUGUAUUAGUCCACCUAAAAGACAGUGGGGUGCAUCACAAAUGCCACUAAAUUUGGGAACCCAUUUCAUAAAUCCCGCAACUGGUAAAAAAAGAGUGCAGUGUAACGUAUGUCUGAAAACAUUUUGUGACAAAGGUGCUUUGAAGAUUCAUUUCUCAGCUGUCCAUUUACGAGAGAUGCACAAAUGCACAGUUGAAGGAUGCAGCAUGAUGUUUAGUUCAAGGAGAUCAAGGAAUAGGCACAGUGCAAAUCCUAACCCCAAGCUACAUUCACCACACUUAAGGAGAAAAAUCUCUCCUCACGAUGGUAGAACUGCACAGCUGCAUCCAGUAUUGAUUUCACCACACCGCUCUGGUAUAAAUAUGCCACCGGUUAUCAACCCUAUGCAUCCAUUUGGCUCUUAUCCCCUUUUAAAUCCGUCACAUAAUAUGUCUCAGUACCCACCAAAUCUACCUUUAGAUUACAAAAGUACUGCUAAUAUGAAUUUUUCACCAUCAUUUGACCACUCACAUCCGAUGCAUCGUGAAUCUGACUCUGUGGAAAAUAAAGAUCAAGAUGGACAAGGAGACUCCGAUGAUGAUGAUGGAAUAGUCGUAGUAGCAGGAGAUGACGAUGACGAUGAUGGUGAUCAUAUUGAUACUAGUGAUUAUUAUUCAAACUUAAAUAAAUCUAUUGGAUCUAUAGAUGACUCAGAAACGGAUUAUGACCAAAGAAGUGUUAGUGACAAUAAUGAAAUAGUAGAUAACAAAAAAGAUGAUUCGGCUAGCUUAGAAGUAAUUAAAAGAAAACGUAAAAAUCUGAAUCCAAUUCGUCUCCAAAACAAUUAUAUUUCCGCAAAUGGCACACUAGAUCCAAACCGAAGCACACAGAACUCAGAUGAAUGUGCUUUAGAUUUAAAGAGAGUCAAAACUGAGGAUGUGCUGACUAAUGAUAAAGAUGACAAUACUUCAGAAGAAAAGGUUAAAAAUAUUGAGAUCACACAAGAAACCAGUGCAGUUAAAGAAGAACCUACUGAUGUAACGUAUAACGUUCGAGAAUUACGUGUUAAGGAGGAACCAGUUGAAAAAUCAGACGUAUUUAAGUCUAAUAGUACAGAUUCCACUGAAGAACAUUUUUCUUCAGCAAAUGCACUGAAGAGAUUAGAAAGUUUGUCAAAGGGUGAUUUUCCAAGUACGCCUAAGAAAAACGAUGGCCAUUCAUUAGGUCCAUUUAAUUUAUCAAUGAACGAUUCCAUUGAUUACUCUGAUAGAUCUCCAUCUUCUUCCGUAUCUAGUUUCGAUUACAAUGCAGAAGAUAUCCAUGGUCAAAUCUUUGGUCAUUUUGAUAAUGGUUUCUUUGUGAGCACUAGUGAAAUUCCUAUGGACCAUGAAAAUCCAAGAAAAUGCACGAUUUGCGGCAAAAUAUUUCAGAAUGCAUAUCUCUUAAAAACACAUUAUCAAAAUGCUCACCUAAAACUAAUGUACAAAUGCAGUAUUGAAGGAUGCAGAGCUGCUUUUUCUUCAAAACGUAUUAAAGACCGCCAUAGUGCAAAUAUGAGUUUACACAGAAAAAUUGAAGACUAUAGAAUAUCAGACGAGUCUUCAAGAAUUUUGGAGAAAAUCCGAGAACAAGUGGACUUAAUCUCACGGUUCAAUGAAGAGGAACGAGCCAUUCCCUACGUAGAAUCUCAUAUUUAUUACCGAGCAAGAGAAUCGGAUAAACCAAAAAGUUAUUUCAAUCAUCAACUGCCGUUCUCUUCACCAUACCCACCAUUGCAUUUACCUGAAGCAUAUUUGAGUAACAGAGAUAUGUUUGCCCAACACUCAUUCCUUUUUACUCCCUUUGGCGUGCUUCCAAACUUCCCUCCGAUACCCCUAGGUUUCUUACCAUCAGGCUUAAAUGCUUUCGGGUGCCCACCUAACUACUCCCCACCGCUGUCGAGGAAACUAAACUACUUUAUUGAAGACGAAGCACCACGCCCGAAUAAAGAUGGUAGCUAUCCAUGUCGGGGUUGCAAAGAGUGUUUCAAGGAUUUGCCUACUUUAAAGCAGCAUUGUGAAAGUGUGCAUGUACAAUCUUUACAUAAGUGUUCUGUUAGUGGUUGUAACGCCGCGUUCUUUUCGAGGACUAAAAGAAAUAUUCAUUAUGAAUCUCAUGUAGCACGUCGGCAGAAUGGCAGGAUCCACGCCACCGCCUCGUGA
Messenger RNA from Arctia plantaginis, 3321 nucleotides. The record is from the annotation of a GenBank genome assembly. NCBI's taxonomy places the organism in Eukaryota, Metazoa, Arthropoda, Insecta, Lepidoptera, Erebidae.